Durusdinium trenchii is the source of this 1156-nucleotide messenger RNA. NCBI's taxonomy places the organism in Eukaryota, Dinophyceae, Suessiales, Symbiodiniaceae. The record is from the annotation of a GenBank genome assembly.
GGAGACGUAUUCCAGGUCUCCACCAUUUCGAAGUUGUCACACGCCGUCACACGCAUAUCCAUUGCCGCAGAGAUUGUGUAGAUGGCGCUGCGCGUGCUUUGGGCAGCAUCCGGUGAAGAUGCCGUGGUCUUCAACGACGAGGAGUUGCAAGCUCUGGUGGAAGAACGGGGCAACACCAUCAAAGCACUGAAACUGGAACUUAUGUCUCGAGGAUUUGGAUCAAGGUUUCGACUGCGGCUCUUGCAAGCAGAAGAACAUCUGGAGGUUGGUGACGAUGUGGUGAUUGUUCCGCCACUGGUGCUGAAGAUGGUCAAGCUGGCAUUCCUACCAGCAGACCGAGUUCGAGAUGAGGAAUUUCUUGACGCUUGUCAGGAGGGUGACCUUCAAGAAGUUGAAAGGAGGUUGCACCAGCCACAGGACCCCAACACUAAACAUGUAAUUGUAGAGAGCUUUACAGCCUUGUAUGAGGCAGCGCAAAAUGGCCACGUGGAAGUGGUACGCAUAUUGCUGGAGGCUGGGGCCUCUUAUGACAGAGCCACAUCAUUUCUUUUGCACGGUGCUGCUUCCCGUGGCCACUUGGAAGUGGUACGCUUGUUGCUGGAGGCUGGGGCCUCUUCCAACACUGCAGAUGCACGGGGUUACACACUUUUGCACGUGGCAGCUGAACACGGCCACCUUGAACUGGUACGAUUGUUGCUGCAGGCUGGGGCGUCUUGCAAACAAGCCACUUCUCAGGGUGCACUUGCUUUGCAUUAUGCGGCUCAGAAUGGUCACCUGGAAGUGGUGCGCUCGCUGCUGCAGGCUGGAGCGACAUGUAAUCAUGCAGCAGUCGGUGGCUGGACUUCUGUGCACUCGGCUGCUUUAAGCGGUCACCUGGAAGUUGUACGAUUGUUGGUGGCGUUUGGCGCCGCCCGCGAUGCCACAACUCAUGACGGCACCACUCCUGGGACGCUUGCAGCUCAGAAUCGCCAUCAGGAUGUGGCGGAUUUUUUGAAUCAUGCGCCGGCUAAGAGGCUUAAGAAAGAACACUGACAAACUUGUGCUCAGAUGAGGUGCUUGAAAAGUUCACAGAUUGCACACAGGAUAAUGCUAACAAGAAUAGACAGAGGAGUCAGAAGAGACAGGAAGAAUCCAUCACUGGUCACAUGGUCAAGAA